This is a messenger RNA of Syngnathoides biaculeatus (alligator pipefish), 1926 nucleotides long. RefSeq names its product interleukin-17 receptor A-like. Gene Ontology annotation, molecular function: interleukin-17 receptor activity. The transcript has 10 exons. The record is from RefSeq and is a predicted model, not a curated record. The coding region runs from base 1 to 1926 and encodes 641 amino acids. NCBI's taxonomy places the organism in Eukaryota, Metazoa, Chordata, Actinopteri, Syngnathiformes, Syngnathidae.
AUGUCAGAUAACUGCACAGACGAGCGCAAGGUUGUGCCCCGGCAGAGUGCACCCACCGCUCCCGAAUGGGGUCCGUACUCUGUGGGGAUAGGUCAGGACAACCAUGUGCCUGUUCCCGUUAUGAACGUAACGUGGACGCUAAGGUCAGAUGGUAAUGUAUUAAAACUCCAGGGGUCACAGUUUCGUAUUGUCGAUAAACAUCUGAAUCGAAGUCUGUGUGUGCAGUUUACUUACAGUAUCAACCAGCAGCUCAAUCCCAAUUUUACCAAGUGGACCUUUUCGAUGAGUGGGCUGGUGGUGGAAGGUGGGCGUACGUACACACUUUCAGCUUUUCAUUUGCCACGACCCGACCUUGGAGAUUACACCGUCACAAAGCAAGUUACUAUUCCAGGUGAGGUUUCAAAUCUUUUCUAUUCUCACGUGGUCAGUGACAGUGAGACCUGGAAGGGGGUGAACAGCCUUGGGAAGAACAGUCCCCCCGAUCACAACCCGAGCGGUGUUCUGUUUCUGGACUUCUGCUGUCAUCGCAGAUUGUCCAUAACCACGCUCAAGCAUAAGGGUUCCUUGGAAGUCGGAUCUCAGGUUCAUGAGGUGCAAUGCGGUUUCCGUCCUGACUGUGGAACGGUGGACUACCUCGACACCCUCGGUUGGGUCCUCGAGGGUGCAUGGGAGUUUGCCGAGCCAGACUGCUUGUUUUGUGGACUUGGAAACGGCGUUCGACUGCGUUCCUCGGAGAGUCCUGUGGGAGGAUGCGAUGACGAAAGAAUCCGAAAGUCCCAGAUGUGUCUGGAAAAUGGCAGCCUUUGGGACCCUCAAGUCACGACUGUUUUGUCAGUGGAGAAACAAAUGUUGUCUGUCGUCGUGGGCUUCGAAGCAGACAAGCAUUCUGACUUAUAUCAAGUUUCCAUUGAGAGUGACGGCAUCCAUUUCUCCGAGAAUGUUUCCAAGGAGUACAGAAGAUUUCUGAACGUUACCUUUGGCUUGGAUGUGUCACAGCUUUUAAAAUGUGAACUGACAUUAAUGAUCAAGCCAUUUUUCACAAGGUGCAUGAAUGAUGGCUGUCGUCCAGAACAAAUGAAUAUCAAUUAUUGUUUGUAUUUUCAAGCACGGACAGCAGGGACUAAGGGCGCUAUGGGGUUGCUCUUUGUUGUUGUUUGCUUUGCCUCUCUGCUGUGGCGUGCAUCACGUAAAGAUCAGGUCACUGUGUCGUCACCAGCCGCUGACCAGCAACUGCAAUUUUUCCAGGUGCAAGAGAGAAAAAAAGUCCUCAUCCUCUACUCGCUUGACCACCCUCUAUACAAAAACAUCGUCCUCAAGCUUUGCGCCUUCCUGACGGCCAAAUGCGGCACCGAGGUCAUUCUGGAUCUCCUGGAUUCCACCCGACUGGGAAUAUUGGGCCGUAUCCAAUGGCUGGACUGGCAGAGAGAACGUAUGGAAAGCUCUUCGGAUAAGGUCCUGCUCCUGUGCUCACAAGGGGUGCGAGCCAAAUGGAGAGCCAUGUGUGGAGAGAAGCCAGUUCUUCUGAGGGAAGACCUGCGCUCGCCCAUGGGCGACAUGCUCACCCCGGCUCUCGGCCUCAUCGUUCCUCAUCUGGUGCGCCGCGCCUCUUUCGAAAAGUACGUGGUCGCUUACUUUGAAGACGUCUGCUCUCCGGAGGACGUCCCGUCGCCGUUCAACGUCACGGUUCGAUACAAGCUCAUGAAGCAGUUCGAGGAGGUCUUCUUUCGAAUCCUGGACGCUGAAAAGCACGGGCCCGGGAGAGUCUGUCACAUCGAAGGAGUCGCAGAGGGCGAGUAUCACCGCUGCCCCUGGGGUCGAGCCUUGCGGGAGGCCUUGGAGGCUUUCCGGGCGUACCAGCUGAAGCACCCGCAGUGGUUUGAAGAGGAGCUAGUGGAGGACUUGAAAGUUGAGCAGCAAGUCCUAUAA